This is a messenger RNA of Aphidius gifuensis, 2550 nucleotides long. RefSeq names its product probable asparagine--tRNA ligase, mitochondrial (gene AsnRS-m). Lineage: Eukaryota; Metazoa; Arthropoda; Insecta; Hymenoptera; Braconidae. Gene Ontology annotation, cellular component: mitochondrion. The coding region runs from base 125 to 1534 and encodes 469 amino acids. Gene Ontology annotation, biological process: asparaginyl-tRNA aminoacylation. The transcript is spliced from 4 exons. The record is from RefSeq and is a predicted model, not a curated record. Gene Ontology annotation, molecular function: ATP binding; nucleic acid binding; asparagine-tRNA ligase activity.
UAUUUCGUAGAAUCAUUGUUAAUGAUAAUCAUAGACUGAUACAGAGACACACAUUCUUGCUACAACGCAAAAUAAUUAAUAUUUUAAUCUAACAAUUAAUUUUGUUAAACUAAAAUCACUGAUAAUGAUUUUAAAGUGUUUUUCUAAAAUCCUGAACUCAUCAUUGAUUCAAUCAAGACGAGGUGUUCAUAGAUUAGCAAUAUUUUCAGAUGCAAAUGCCAAAGAAUUUGUUGGAAAAAAAACAAAAGUUCAGGGAUGGGUACGAGCAGUACGAAAAAUGAAAGAUAAUGUAUUUAUUGAUAUAAAUGAUGGCUCAAUGAGUAAACAUUUUCAAAUUGUUGUUAAAAAAUCAAUGAAACCAAAUAAUUUAACAUACGGUUGUAGUGUAACAGCUACAGGACAAAUAUCAUCACCAUUAAAUGAUAAAAUUGAAAUGUUAGCUGAUGAAAUUAAUGUUAUUGGUGAUUGUAAUUAUGAACUUGGUUAUCCAUUUUAUCCUAGAAAAACAUAUAGCCAAGAUUAUAUACGUCAAUAUUUACAUUUAAGAGCAAGAACAAAAUUAUUUUCAAGUAUUUUACGUAUACGUAGUUUAGCAACAUCAGCAGUUAAUGAUCAUAUGAAAAAUCGUGGUUUUAUUAAUGUUCAUACACCAAUUAUAACGUCAAAUGAUUGUGAAGGAGCUGGUGAAGUUUUUAAAGUUAUUCCAGAGAAUCAAGAUUAUCUAAAAAAUAUUAAAAAAGAAUCACAAAAUUAUGAUGAAGCAUUUUUUAAUGCUAAAUCUUAUUUAACUGUUUCAGGACAAUUUCAUUUGGAAACACUUGCAAGAUCAUUAUCAAAAGUUUAUACAUUUGGUCCAACAUUUAGAGCUGAAAAUUCAAGAACACGAUUGCAUUUAUCAGAAUUUUAUAUGAUUGAAGCUGAAAUGGCAUUUAUAAAUAAAAUUGAACAACUUACAAAUGAAGCUGAAUUAUUAAUAAAACAUAUGACAAAUGAAAUAUUUAAUAAUUGUGCUGAUGAUAUUGCAACACUGGGUGUUAAUCCACCAAGUUGGUUAAAUGAAAAAUUUUUAUAUUUAACAUAUAACGAGGCUAUUGAUAUUUUAGAAAAAAAUAUUGACAAAUUAACAAUUAAUAUUAAACAUGGUGAUAAUUUAUCAAAAGAACAUGAAUUAUUUAUUGUUAAUUAUUGUAACAAUAUACCUGUUUUUAUAAUUAAUUGGCCAAAAGAAAUUAAGCCAUUUUAUAUGAAAGAAUGUCAAGAUGAUUCUACCAAGGUUGAUGCAAUGGAUCUAUUGGCACCAGAUGUUGGUGAACUAUUUGGUGGAAGUUUGAGAGAAGAUAAUUAUGAUAAAUUAAAAGAAAAAAUUCCAAAAACAUCUGAUAUUGAAUGGUACCUUGAACUACGUAAAUGGGGUAAUGUUCCAACAGGUGGAUUUGGAAUGGGAUUUGAACGUUAUCUUCAAACUGUACUUGGUGUUUCUAAUAUCAGAGAUGUCAUUCCUUUUCCAAGAUGGGCCCACAAUUGCAGUUUAUGAAAUAAAUAUUUUCAGGAUGUUGUAGAUUUCAUUUAAAACCUCAUAAUUCCUUGAUAAUUUUUCCUUCAACUUUUCAAAUGAUUAUUUAAAAAAAAAAACAAAAAAGAAUGGCUUGUCUAAAUGAUGAGCAACACAAAAAAAAAAAAACUAAAACAAGUUGAAGCUUCAACAAGCUUCAACAAAAAAAAAACAACAAAAACUGAUGACAUCUUUCACAGGUCCUGGUUCCUCCAUGUCGAUUUUUUUUUUUUUUUGAUCAACGUUGAUUUGGUGAUUAAUUGCAUGGAAAAGGUUCAAAGGUUUAUUUGAUUUUUUUUUUUCUCAUUGAUCCAACCUGAGAAUUGUUGAUUAAAUGAAAUUCAACAAAUUCAAAAGUUGAAUAGAAAAAAAAAUAUCAGUAAUAAAUAAAAAACAACAUAAUUUUUUUAUUAUUUCUAAGAUAGGAUAUUUUUAUUAAUUAGUAAAACGAACAUACAACUAAAUUUAAAAAAAAAAAAAAAUCAUUAUUUAUUAUCAUUAUUUAUUUUGCCUAUACAUUGGCAUAUUUCUUCUGACGUUGAAAGCCUGAAAAAAUUAUCUUCAACUUCUUCUUCAUGUUGCUUAAUUAUUACAAUUACAAUGUUGUAAAUUUUUUUUUCCAUUAUUUCUUAUAUUUAUUAGUAAUUUUUUUAUAUUUAUUUGAAUUAAGGGAUUAUGGAUUUUUAAGGGGUGGUAAUGAGAAUGGAAUAUGAAAAAAAAGUCACCCUCCAAGAUGAUAAACAGUUUUUUUUUUUUUUUUGUUCAUUUUUUUUUUUCUUCUUUUUGUACAACAAAAUAAUGUUAUUAUUCUAUUUGAUAAAUUUCUUAAUUUACGAAAAGCUAAUAUACUCAAAAAAGUUAUUAGCCUAUUUCUCAUUUUCGUCUUUUCAUUUUCAAUUUGUUGGUUUUGUUUUUCCAUCACAAUGCCAUUGUGAAUUAUGAUUUUAUGUACAAUUUAUAACAGAUAAUUGUAUAUCACACAUUUUGUACAACCUCAU